Periconia digitata is the source of this 1264-nucleotide messenger RNA. The record is from the annotation of a GenBank genome assembly. Lineage: Eukaryota; Fungi; Ascomycota; Dothideomycetes; Pleosporales; Periconiaceae.
CUAGUCAACAGGUCAUCUACGAUUCCAUUACUGCCCAAUUCACUGCUCACUUACUCUCCACUCAACCUGUGCAGCUUUCCUUUACCCUUCCCCAUCCACAUACAACAGAAGGCGAGACACUCCGACAUCUGCGAUACACAAAACACAGUCCAACCCAGCAAUCCGGCUUUCAGGUGCGCCCCCGCAUCGGUCACCAUCAAUCAACCACCAUGUCGUCGUACCUGAACAACCUUCUUACCACCACAACUUCGCGAUACAAUUCGCUGCGCCGACAACUACUCUCCGACGAAGUGGACGGCGACACCGAAGACGAUUCACACAUCUCUCGGGGCCUGCGCGCCUAUUACACCGAAAAAGGGCGUCCUUUCCCCCCAUGGCUGCCGCCAGACCCAAAAGCCCCGCAAGCCGCCCCCGCGCAGAUGGUUUCCUCGUCCGGGCGGGGAUACGGCAAUAUGGGACCACCACAACAGCAGAUGGGCCGCGGCAGUGCAGCCAUCAAUGAUCUCUGGGAUGGCCCCUCCCAACCGCAGCAGCAACAGGAGCCUAUGUCGCUGCGACGUGCGCAGUUAGGAAGAGGAGGAGGUGGCCGUCAGGGACUAGCCCCUUCGCGCUCACCAGAACCUCAAAUGCAGGGUAGACCGCUUCCCAGUCAGCGCGCCGGCAGCUAUCAGACAGGCGGCGACAGGUUUCGUCCGUCAGAGACAUCACCCCCGCCUAGCGCCGGGUCUGGCGUCAGCGCCCAGGAUCGCUUGAAGGCGAGGCUUUGGGGCUCGGGCAGAUCAUCUAGCCCUUCAAACACUCCUUCGCAGAGCAGCAGUCCAGCACCUUCUGGAGGAAGGCAAAGCCCGUAUGACCAGCGUGGAGGCGGAGGAAGGUCACCAUAUCCAGACGAUCGCAGCGGCGGGGGAUACUCGGGAGGGAGAUCAGGUGGAGGAGGCAGGCAGCAGGACGAGUCGAGCUACAAGAUGUCUUCUAACUCGCCGUGGACGGACAACGACGAUCCAUACGGCCCGUCAUACAAUUCAGCACCCCCGCAACCGUCUAGUGGAGGACGACGAAUGGGCCUACCGAGCGGGCCUCGCAUGCGAUGAUCAAUUACGCGAAGCACUCUGUUUCUUCCCUUAUUUUCAGCAUGGCGCACAAGGAUUGAUGUAGCAGGGUGGUUUAUUUGCUUGUUCGUGGCUUCAAAUCUUGGGUCAUUCUGCGGAGCAUGGAGUUGGUGGAGGAUGGGCGGGCUCGUUAUACGGUUCUUUGGCGGCUGUAU